CCUCGUCGCGGGUGACUGUGGCCAGGCUGUGCAGACACCGCCAUGACUCCCCAGGCUCCAGCUACGCGGCCACGGUGGUGGUCCGCCCACCAUCCCAAAGGGUAGCUGGGAAAGAUGGACUCCAUACUGCAAGUUACAACCAGGAUUCUCCAGGGCCUCCAACGGGUGACCAAUACCACAGUAUAAUAAUUAAGAUAUGCCUUUAGGACUCAGAUUAGAAAACAAGAUUACAUUAAGCUAACUUUUUUUUUGGCCACAGCUCACAGAGUCAAGGGGAUUUAGGCUUUCUCCAGAUGGUUUAAUAACGAGAUAGACAAAGUCAAUAGCACAGACUGAUCCGAGACAAGUUGUCUUCCUGCCAAACUUUGAUUUUAAGACCAGACAAACUUGCAGCCAAAUAUUUAUGGUUUGUUUGAAUGGUGUCGAUUUUAAACUCCACUUUUUAAACUUCACUGUGUUCAUCCGUGUUUUUACAAUCUCGUUAUUUAAGAGACAACGUAGGCAUAAGUGAGGACGGUCACCAUGCCCGGGCCAACGGCAGGGCCUGGCCCGCCAUCUGAGGACAUUUAUGAAUUCUCAAUGGACGAGGAGGAGGCUCAGUCUCUCCACUUGCACAGAAAGUCUUUAGAGAAGACGUCUCCUCUGAGCAAAUAUAUUGAGACUGAACACCAGCAAGCGGGGCUCUUCUCUCUGUCUCCCUUCUAUGCCUCCGUGGACCCCACUGUGGACCUCCAGAAGAAAAAGAGGAAGAAAUGUGGCGACUGCACUCCCUGCCUCCGCAAAGAGAACUGCCGUUCCUGCGCAAACUGUCUGAACCGCAAGACAGGCAAGCAGAUCUGCAAGCUGCGCAAAUGUGAACAGCUGAAGAAGAGACGGAAUGAGUGGGAGGUGGAAUAUUUUGAAGACAACCGACGAGGCUGCUUGGGAAACCCUGACCUGGCAGCUGAGACUGUCCACGAAGUCACUUUAGUGGAUGGCCCCAGAAGUGGAGGCCAGAUGGAAAUUGGGUCACAUGACCGCCUCCAGGAAGGCGCGCUGAGCCUGGAACUGGCCAAUGGGGUGAAUCGCUACCCUAAUGAUGAUACAACAUCUAUGGAAAAAGAGCAGCAGAGGGCAGGAAGCGUGCCGCCAAGGCAGUGCUGGGUGUCAGGACAUGGCAAGGUCAGUGACACCCAGCAACCAUGUUGGAACAGCAGCAGCGAUACCCCUGGUGAACCUGUCCACCACGCAGAUAUGGAGGAUGCCCACAAUCUGGUGGCUUUUUCUGCUAUUGCUGGCUCCUUGCCUCGUUCUUCCUCCUCUUCCUGCCUCGUGCAGCCUAACACAGCCCAGCUGUAUGAGAAGUUCACCAAGGAGAUGGGCGCUGAGGGGGCUCAGCUCAAAGUCUCUGCCGGAGCUCCUGAGGGAAGCUGCCAAACUCCAGAAGACCUGAACACUCUACAGACAGCACUGAGUCAAGCCAAACAUGGACACAAGCCCCCUAACUGCAACUGUGAUGGGCCUGACUGUCCAGACUAUCUUGAGUGGCUGGAGAAGAAGAUUAAGUUGGCAACCAAUGAGGAUCAAGGUGCCUGCAAGAUGACUGAUGUUCCCGCACAGUUACAGCCUCACCUACAGCAACCCCAUUUGCAGCAUCACCCUCAGCCCUACCCCCAGAUGAAUGGUGGCCACCAUCUGUCUGCUUCAUACCCCCAGCAGCAACAGGGAACUCAGGGCCCUCGCCUAGACCAAGUGCCCUGCUCCAAACCCCCAAUUCCCUGCUCUCCCCAGGUGCUCUUCAUAGCCAAGGAAAAGAACGUCAGUCUUCAGACAGCCAUUGCCAUAGAAGCCCUUACACAGUUAUCUGGUACUGGUCCGCUAGCUGCCGGUUCUCCAGGUCAAGCUCCCUACCACAGUAACCUCCAUCACCCCCAACAUACCCAGAAUUUCCCAUCUCAGCCCCCCAAUGGCACUAGCUUGAUCCCUUCCUCUCCCAGCAACCACUCAUCUUCCUCACGCUCACAAUCCGUCCCUCCGGGACUGCACACCAUUCAGCAGGCCCAAGUGUCCUGUGAGCACCAUAGGCCCCAAUCCCAGGGCCAGCCAUCCCAUGCUUCCCCUCUCCAAUCCUCUACCUCUCCCUUCCCAAGUCAGGGAAAACAUCCAGGCUUCAGCCCUAAUCCCCAGCAGUGGCAGCAGGGCUCAGGCAGAGGCUCUGAACAGAGGAACCCAUGGAUGUGUAUAAAGUCUGAGCCCCAGUCUCACUACGCUGCUGCACCUCACAGUAGCUCAGACCCCAUGUCAGAGCUCAAACAGCUGCUUGGUGACACCAGUGGUAAAUUCAGCAAUGCCCAUUUCAAGCUUCCAGUCAAACAGCAGAUUAGCUUGAACCAGAACGGAGGUAUCCAGGGGCAGGACAACCCUGCAUUGGUUAGAAUAAAGCAAGAACCAGACGCUGGUGAGCACCUCCAUCACACUGCCUCCAUGGCACAUUACGGUAUGGCUAAUGGUCAGCAGCAUGGUCAGCACUACGCGGGCACUCCCCUGUCUCCUGGCCAAGCAGCUAUAAGCCACUCCACUCAGGCAGCUCUGCAACAGCACCUUCACUACAAGAGGAACCUUUUCUCUAACCACUCCCCUGGCUUUGGAGCACCAGGCCCUCAUGCACCUCUAAAAAAAUGGUGGCCACAGAUGGAGGCAGAAGGUUUUCCACAUCUUGCCAUCAAACAGGAACCCAAGGAACCCAAAAAGAGAAAAAGCAGCCAAGGAUCUCCUGUCAUAAAAGCUAUGAGUGGGAUGCUUGGAGUCCCUCCCCUGCCCAAACCCAAACAGAUAAUCAUCAAGAAGACCAAGCAGAAAGCCUCCAUGCCAACCUUCCUGCCUCAGAAUCAGAUCACCGUACAAAAACCAUCAGUCCUCAUGAUGGACACAGCCCUGGCCCUGACCAGCCUGCAACCAGGUUCUCUCCCCUCUCUGCCCCUCCACAGUAACUCCACUCAGGCUGCUGCUGCAGGCCUCCCUGCCCCAGUCCAAUCUCAGGUAUCCAUUUCCAAUUACUCAAUUACUUCCUCUUCCACUGUUUCUGCUUUGUCAGAAAACACUCCAGCCCUCAUGGGCCCUCUGCCCCCACCAGUGGCCCCUGUAGCCAAUGCUAAGUCAGAGGGAGUUGGCAGCCUUGCCUCCAGUAACACCAGCACCACCACACCUAUGACCUCCACAUCUUCCUCCAGCACCUCACAAUUACAGAGUGUCAUCAACAUAGACCCGAAGUACGAAGAACUUAUCCGUCAGUUUGAGGCUGAAUUUGGGGACUCAGCCCCAGAUGCACCUGCCAGUCAGCCCAUGGAGGAGACUGCUACAGGCCCUCAGCCGAGGAAUCAGUCCCAGACCGGUCCUCAGGACCUCAGUCCCACAUCAUCUUCCACUUCCCAGUCGGCUCCCUUAAUUGUCUCCACUCAAGCCAGCUCCAUACCUCAUCCAGAUGAUCAGGAGAUGGUAGUCAGCAAAGAUAAGUUAGGGCCCCAAAGUGAAGCAUCCUUGAACCAGGCAUCCACAGAAAUUCCUAUGGGGGAUGUCGCUUCACAUCAUCAGGCCAUUCUGGACAAGCAGCAGCAGCCAAGUGUGUUAGAGGAUAUGUUCAGCGUGCCGUGUUCUCCGCUGCCCAAACGCAUGAAGAUCGAAGCCUCGGGUGAUAUAGCAGUACUUUCCACUACAUGCUAUUCUGAAGAGGACACGCCCACUAAGGACAGUCUGCCUUCUUCUCCAUCUCUCAGAGGCUUCCUACAGUGUCCUCUGCGCUACCUGGACACCCCUACCAAGACCAUACUGAGUACUCCUUCCAAGGAUCUACAGUCAGAGUUCCCCACCUGCACCUGUGUGGAGCAAAUCGUGGAGAAAGAUGAAGGGCCCUACUACAAUCACCUGGGAUCUGGACCUACUGUAGCCUCUAUACGAACCCUGAUGGAGACCAGGUAUGGGGAGAAGGGGGAUGCCAUACGGGUUGAGAAGGUGGUGUACACAGGCAGAGAGGGGAAAAGCUCACAAGGAUGUCCUAUUGCUAAGUGGGUGAUCCGUCGUAGCGGCGUGACAGAGAAGCUGCUGUGUCUGGUGCGUCACCGUGCAGGCCACCACUGUGCCAACGCUGUCAUCAUCAUCCUCAUUAUGGCCUGGGAAGGUGUCCCAAGGGCCCUGGCUGACAAGCUGUACAGCGAGCUCAGUGUCACCCUCACCAAAUAUGGCAACCCCACCAGCCGACGCUGUGGCCUCAAUGAUGAUCGUACCUGUGCAUGUCAAGGCAAGGACAGUGAAACUUGUGGUGCUUCCUUCUCCUUUGGCUGCUCCUGGAGUAUGUACUUUAAUGGCUGUAAGUACGCCCGAAGCAAAAUACCGCGCAAGUUCAGGCUACAAGGAGAUCGCCCUGAAGAGGAGGAAAAACUCAGGGAUAACUUCCAGCAUCUGGCAACUGAGGUGGCUCCUUUGUACAAGCAGCUGGCCCCACAGGCCUUCAGUAACCAGUGCCAGACAGAGUCGAAGGCUCCAGACUGCAGGCUGGGCUUGAAGGAAGGCCGCCCGUUCUCUGGAGUCACUGCUUGCAUGGACUUCUGUGCCCACGCUCACAAGGACCAGCACAACCUCUACAAUGGUUGCACAGUGGUGUGUACUUUAACUAAGGAGGACAACCGUUCAGUGAAGGAGAUCCCUGAGGAUGAGCAGCUCCAUGUGUUGCCUCUUUACAGGAUCUCCCAAACUGAUGAGUUCGGCAGUGAAGAGGGCCAACGUCUGAAGAUGCAGACGGGAGCCAUCCAUGUGCUUCAGGCUUUCCGCCGUGAGGUGCGCAAGUUGCCCGAACCUGCCAAGUCCUGCCGACAGCGCCGACUGGAGGCCAAAAAGGCCAAUUCGGAGAAGAAGAAAAAUAAACUCAUGCAGCAGGCAGGGGAGACACCAGAGAAGACAGUGGUAAAGGCAGAGGUCUGCAUCACCGGUUCCCCUCAACUCCAAGGCAAUAAAGCAAUUAUAAAACAGGAAGUGAAGCCUAACAUCAAGAAGGAGCCCUUUAACGGAUCAAUAGAGAGAUACCCUGUGCAGGCAACAGACCCGUUCAGCAACAUCUAUCCACACCCUGCCUACUAUGCAAGGGGAGGCCUCCCCCCAACUGGCCAGCCCUCUGCACCAGACGCAGUAAACGGUUACCACCACAAUCUGCCCGCAAUGCACUAUGGCUACUACAACUAUCCACCCAAUGCACUUUUCCCCCCUAAGCUGAGGACCUACGAGGGUCGAAAUGGCUCUUUGCCCAAAGCAGGCAGCAAGGCUGUCCAGGUUGACACCAAGCCUGAUAUUCAGAGCCUUCAGGCCAGACUGGCCCAGUCCUACCCCAGCCACCCAGAGCAAGCCAAUCACAGCGCUUACACCCAGCCUGCAGACUACAACCAGUCCCGUCCUUCCUCUGUCUGCUCUGAAUCCUCCAACAGAGGCACUCCAGUCAUCAAACAGGAGCCCAUGGAUGUGCCAGUCUAUGAAGGCACAAUGCAGAGCCAAGCUGGUGUCAACACACCUAGCACCACCCCCAAGCCUGCAGCCUGGCCUGGGCACAAGCUUAAUGGAAGUAUCGUAACUAAACUAAGUCCUGAAGCCUCACUGUUGAACCCAGACAAGCAGCAGUUUCACCAGCAUCCCCAGCAGCGACAGCCCUCUCCUUACCCCCAGCAGUGGACAUACCCUGGCUCAAAUGCCCUGAUGGUUUCCCCUGCCCCAUCGCCGUCACUCAAGGUACCUCCCUCUCCAUCUCCGUCCCCUCACCUACUCACAGCGUUCCCAGGUAACAUACACCAAGGGUCCACACGCCCUGCCACCCCACACCCAAGCACCCCUCGCCCAGGUACACCACAGCAAGGCACCCCAGGCUCAGGAACCCCCAGGCACUGGGCCAGCCCUUGUCCUAGUCCUCAGCCAAAUGCUUGGGCCAUGGGGCCUAUGGCACAUAGCCCUGGUUUGAAGCACAGCAAUCCUGCAGGAGCCUACCCUGACAAGAUCUGGUCCAAGACUGGGGAAAGUCGGUGUUCCACUCCCCUUGGGCUCCAAGAGAAGGCCUGGAAGUCUUGUGGAGGUUCAUUGGCAGGCAGUACCCCGUCCCCUGCCCCUGAGGGUCGCCUCUUCCCUGAUGCCCUGCAGCAGUCAGAUCAGGCCUGCUGGAAUCCUGGCCGGGCUGAGAGUGAUGUUGAGAGCACCCAGGGCCGCGAGGAGGAUGACGAUGAGGUGUGGUCUGACAGCGAGCACAACUUCUUGGAUCCCAACAUUGGUGGCGUAGCGGUAGCACCCGCUCAUGGCUCGAUCCUGAUUGAAUGUGCCCGUCGGGAACUACAUGCUACCACUCCUCUCAAAAAGCCUGAUCGCUCUCACCCUACCCGCAUCUCCCUGGUCUUCUACCAGCACAAGAACCUCAACCAGCCCAUGCACGGCCUGGCUAUAUGGGAGGCCAAAAUGAAGCUGCUGGCAGAGCGAGCGCUGCAGAGGCAGCAGGAAGCAGCUCUCCUUGGCCUCUCCCAGGAUGACAUCAAGGCCCUUGGGAAGAAACGCAAGUGGGGGGCUACGGUGGCAGGUGCCAGUCCUGGACCUGGACAAUGUAAAGACAAGAGGGAGGGGCCAGUGACGCGGUUAGCCCCCACGUUCCACACCUCCUCUAUUGUUACUGUGUCUCCCUAUGCCUUCACCCGCCUCACUGGGCCCUACAGCCACUUUGUCUGAGGUCAGACAGACACAAACAGACUGAUAACUACAGAGUGGUGCAGUGGAGGGCUGGAGAGAGCGAUGAGCAGGAUGAAUGUCUCUCAGCCGUCCCGCAGUCUGGCAUCUCUCCAUCCUGCCCCCUCCGCAGUCCACUUGGAGCAGGAGGGGACAUUUUUAUUGUUUUUUACCUCAUGUCAGGCAGUGGUUUGGGCUUCAGACCCACUGCCUGUGGUGCUCUUCCUCUCUCUUCCCUGGAGAGGAACUCCAUUGCUUUUUCUUGUUCAUAGAAUUUUAAUGAUUCUAAUUAUUGCUAUUAUUAUCAAUAUUAUUAUGAUUGCUAUUGUUACUGUCAAUGUUGUUAUUACAGGUAUUAUGAUAAUGAAGACUUGUUUGUUUUUUAUUAUUGCUGUUUUCAUUAAUGUUAUUAUUAAUGAUGUGAUUGUUUUUGGUUAAAUAUUUUUUUAAAUCAAUCAGUCUGAGUCGGUCAGACUCAGACAAUUGCUUUUUCCAUGUUUGGAAAACGUGUACCCCUUUUUCUGUUUUGGAUUUUAUUUGUUCUUGUCAAUCUUCCAGCUGUACUUGGAGGAGGAGCCAUUGUCUGCCUGGCAAGACAGCAAAUCAAUGUUACAGUAAUCAUAUGUACGUAUAUAAAAAAGAAGAAAAGAAGCCUUUCCGGUAGGCUUGCCAUAGAAAUCUAUCUCUAUUUUGACAUAUACAGAUAUGUAUCUUUGAUUUUAAGGCAAUUUAGCCCUCCAUAAAAGAUCAAUAAUAUUAUUAUUAACCUGGGCUCUAUUUCUUAGUUUUGUGUUCAAAUGUACGUUGCUUAUGCAGCAGCACUGCUGUCUAAUGCCUCAUUUCCACUGCAUGGUUCGGCUCGACUUGACUCAACUACAUUUUUUUUUUUUUUGAGUACCAGGUGCUAUUUCGCUUUUCACUGCGGAUAGUACCCUGUUAGUGUAGGCUGGAUUCUCAGCUGGUCGCCAUAACAACAUUGCGUGAAACUGCUGUGAUCUGCAUCUUCAAGCGAUACUCGCUGGAUCUUUUCAUCUGCAACAUUCUUGCACCGUGGCGUAGUGGACAGUGUAGUGUACGUCGUAGUUUUCGCAGGCUGCCAUCUUUUAAAAUCUGGGGCGAGUGAAUAACAAAAUUGCAGUCACGGUAACUUGUCUAUUUUAAAUGGCAGGUUUGUGCAGGAUGUCCCCUGUCGCACUAGUGACGAUUCUCUCUGACCAAUCAGUGGUCUGCAGUGUUUAAAGUUGCUUUGAACCUCGGUCAAGGUGGUACCAAAUACUAUCCACGACUUUUGUUAAUGGAAAACCCCAGAAAAGAGUAGAGCCGUGCCGUACCAUGCAAAACACAAAGGACAGUAACACUGUACUGGGACCUGCCAAAAUCCUUUUUUUUUUAUUUUCUAUUGCCUGGAUCUUAGUAUUUGCGUGAUUUCGGUUUUAGUUGGGAAAAUCUGUGCAAUUCAGUCUCCCAGCAUUAUGUACAAAUACAAUAUAUUCUAUUAUUAUCUACACAACUGGUGAGAACAGAAGAAAGAAGGAAGGAAAGACAGGGCUCCACCAAAGUCAGCUGUCAAAGCACUAAGCAGUGUAUAUCAGAAUCUCAUCAGUUGUAUUUGCACUGAUACAAACAAUUUUACUGUACCUAUUUUGAUGUGACCACUGCAAGAAGUAGAACACAUAAAAGGACUCUUUCAAUUGGAGGCUGUUUCUUUGAUAUUACAUGAAUACAGCUGAAGAGCAGAGCUUGGUUUUAACAGUUUGUUUUAUGGCUGUGCAGAGCACAGGCUAACACUGAAAUUUUAAAGUUAUAAACAAAACCCAGCGUCGUGAUGCAAAACGUAGGAAAAGAAUGCCCAGAUUAAAAAUAAUUGCCGUCUAAAUCACAUUUGGAGAAAACGUUGCUGCUUCUCUUGUCGUCAGAUGGCGUGCUCCUCCUUUUCUGCACCCCUCCAGCUUUUGACUGGUGCUCAAUUUCCAGCUCUGAUAGAUUUUCAUUCCACUACUCUUCAUGGCACUUGAUGCUGUACUUAGGUGCUCUAACUCUAAUCUGGCUCAACUAGUAUUCGCAAAUGUGAAUUUGUUUUGCCCGAGGUGGAGUAGCAGAAUGAUGGGAUGUAUCGCUUCGGUGGAUGUUAAUGUUUAACUGUCCAUAUCUGGUACUUCACAGAGGCUAAAAUAAGCGCUACUAUUUGCAAAUGCCAUUUGACCCAGAUCUGCCACAGGUGGCAUACUUUAUCUUACUAUAACAUUCUAGUAGGGGUGAGCACCUCUGAGUUUAAACUCUAGAGGGCAGCAGUGACUGCUGUUUCAAAGUGGUUUGUACAAACAAACCUGCAAGCACUUGAGAUCCAUUCAGAAGCCAGUAGAGCCUUGCCUUGCUACUUUAACCAUCCAUGGCCAGUAGAGGAGGAUCUCACAGCCUGUUUGCUGACCAUGGAUGGGACUCACCAAAGCAGCUCAAGGGAAAGUUGAUCUUUGUCCCCUUGUGGCAAAAAUGUGAAUGAAGUCUGGAGAAGCUUUUAGGGAAGCCCAAUCCUAGGUUUAAGCAGAAGGAAACAGUGUUGGGACAGCAGUGCUUUUGGUGCUCCUACACACACACUCUGGUGCUCUCCUAUUAUUACACUUGAUUUACUGUGAAAGGCCCACUCCUUCCUCUGCAUGGUGCUGUCAUCUAUAGAGCAGAGGGAGGCGCUUCCUUCUGCAGGCACCUUGUCACCACAGAGCCAGCCAAUCAAAGUGGCCGCCCUGUGGUUGCAGCUCUGUCAUUGGGCUCGACAACUGGUUCAUUUUGAGGUGCUUUUUUGCAGUUUAUUGGUGCAAAGCGGUUUGGUCUCAAACUAAGUACACUGUACAGGGCAGAGAAAGCACAGUCAUUCGGUGCAUUGUUCGUAACCCAUUCACAGAGCAAACAAUAGUACUAAGAGCUAAAGGGAGACUGGGAAAAUGACUGUAGCUUCUGGGAGUUGGCGCCAAAUUCAAGUGCAUUGAAUCAAUGAAUCUCUCACUUUGCAUGCGUGUCUUAAAAUGACUCAAACGCAUGGGUGCGUGAAAGAGAAAAGCCAAAGAGAGAGACUAUUUGAGAGCCUGGAUAGCCUUUUUUUUUCGUUUUCAGGCAUCGACCAUGUUACUAUUUGAUUAAUUGAAUUCAAGCAGUGACAUGGUUUACUUGCAACAUGUGUCGAAAAUGAAAAUGAGCGGCUAAUAUAAUUGGAUACAGGCUGACUCCUGGCUGCUGGGGGGGUUGUUUGAGUCAAGGCCCUGGUCAUCUGUGAAAGACCCUGUUACCUCUCCCGAGGGUCUCCAGCUCUCUACCUCACGCUGUAGAGACACUGGUCACAAUCACAACUUGCUACUGAGGGCAGAGAAUCAUGCAUAUGUCCCUUUGUGUGUUCUAGAUCUCCACACUCAUUUUAACCUCCUUUUUUUUACUCUUAUUUAUUACUACAUGGUGAUGAUGAUGAUGAUAAUGAUUGUCUUUGAUGUUAUUGUUUUUUUUUUUUCAUCUUUUUUUAUAUAGCUAAUACAAAUUGUACAUAGAGAAGAAAAGAUUUAUAAAAGCACUUUUAAUCUUGAUUUUAAUGACAAAAAGAAAGAGCCGAUUAUUGACAACUUGAAGCUUAGUUUUGUUUUUUUUGUUUUUUUUCUCAAGAGAGAGAUACAAAUGUAAAUAUUAAAAUAUUUAGGUAAGAUUAUUUAACUGGUGAGGAUAGUACCUGAACCAUGAAUGACAAGGGGGUAUUUUGAAGUCUCUGACAGCCCUCCACAACAGUAAACAACACUUGGUCCCAAUGUGUUGUGUGUAAAUGUGUGCUUAGUAACACUGUGGUUUUGCUUUCGUAAGUACUGUACCCCUUGUCAGCAUGUAACUGACAGAGACUUGUCACAAAUUCAUCAGCCCUAUUAUGUAAUGCGAAACCCCACUUGACUGACUCACUGACGACGGCCACUAUAACUGGAGGAUCCCCAAUCAAAUUUCAAUUUAAGCUUAAAAAAAACCCUCGACGACAGUGAUCUACUGGCAGCAAGCUAAGGACAAAUCUAGAAAGGUAGCCGUGAACCUGACAACGUGUGGAAAUGUGCUUAUUCACUUCCUCGCCGAGAGUUAGAUGAGACGAUUGAUACUACUAAGUAGUUGGAGCCAGCAGGUGGUUAGCUUAGCACCAAGAUGGAAAACAGGGGGAAACAGCUAGCCCGGCUCUGUGAACAGGUAACAAAAUCCACCUCCCAGCACACAUGAUCUAAAAUUGAACUGGUCUAAACAGUCUCAUUGGAACUACAGCCACCUGUAAGAUUGACUUAUUUUUGUAUGGCUGAAGCAAUAGGGCUUUAGAAGUGCUGGUAGGCAGAUUUCGUUACCUUUGGUCAGAGCCAAGCUAGGCGUUUGCCCCUGUUUCCAGUCUUUAUGCUAAACUAACUGACGGCCGCUGGCUGUAGCUUUUGUAUUUAGCGUACAGAAAUGAGAGCGGUAUUGAUCUUCUCAUCAAAGUCUAAUAUUUCCCAAAAUUUUGAACUUUUUUCCCUUAAUAUCAGUAGAGUUGCCCUAUAAAUGUACCACCCAUCAUGUGCAGGGACGCAU
Molecule: messenger RNA, 11292 nt
Organism: Perca flavescens (yellow perch)
Lineage: Eukaryota; Metazoa; Chordata; Actinopteri; Perciformes; Percidae
Gene: tet3
Product: tet methylcytosine dioxygenase 3
Exons: 12
Coding region: 523-6723 (2066 amino acids)
Biological process (GO): positive regulation of transcription by RNA polymerase II; chromosomal 5-methylcytosine DNA demethylation, oxidation pathway
Cellular component (GO): nucleus
Molecular function (GO): zinc ion binding; DNA 5-methylcytosine dioxygenase activity; DNA binding
Source: RefSeq, a predicted model, not a curated record